Messenger RNA from Polyodon spathula (Mississippi paddlefish), 3074 nucleotides. Its product is annotated as probable E3 ubiquitin-protein ligase makorin-1. Gene Ontology annotation, molecular function: ubiquitin protein ligase activity; metal ion binding. Bases 212 to 1543 code for a protein of 443 amino acids. Gene Ontology annotation, biological process: protein polyubiquitination. Lineage: Eukaryota; Metazoa; Chordata; Actinopteri; Acipenseriformes; Polyodontidae. The record is from RefSeq and is a predicted model, not a curated record. The transcript is spliced from 8 exons.
CCAAUUGAAUGUUGCUCUCAAAUGUUUGAAUUUUUUUUUGUGUGUGUUUUUGGGUGCGUGCUCUCGAUAUACCAUGCGCUUUAUUUUGGUGCCCCGGUCCGAGUUUCCCAUUGGUGGGGAGUUUUUGGAGCAGUGACGCGGGGUUCCUGCUCCUCGUCUCUCAGGCAGCCUAUCUGUUUGGCCAGCCAGACAACCCGCCUGCCAGGGAGCAAUGGAGAGAGCAAUGGAGAGAGCAAUGGAGAGAGCAAGCGCUGGCACCAGAACCGGCAACAAGCGGGUUCCCAGUGCAGACAGGAUUCCCUGCAGGCACUUCAUCCAUGGGACAUGUAGACUGGGCCCGAGCUGCCCCUUCUCUCACGAGUUGCCGGUGUGGAAAUCCUCCCAGAUCUGCAAGUACUUCCAGAAAGGCUGCUGCUGGUUCGGAGACCGCUGCAGGUACCAGCAUGUCCUCCAGGCCGACGGUGGCUACUCGGGUAGCAGACGGGGCUCUGCCCCUGCCCUCCUGCCCCCCUGGGGUGGCAGUGCGUUCCAGAACCGCCGCGGCUCGGAGCCGUCUGUCCAGCAGGCCCACUGGGGUUACGCCGGGAGUCGACGGGGGUCCGCACCGGCCGUUACGAGCCUGGCCAGCCUCCAGAGGAACUUUGCGCGUCUGAGCACCGAGUUUGAAGAGAAUGAGGAAGAUCACGAGGCUGAGUUCAGACCGAUGCUGCAACAUGCCGGGCCAUUAACUGCACACGCAGCACAACAGACUCCCAACACCCCCUCUCCGUGCCGGACAGGUUCCAUGUCCAGCUCUGCCUCGGCCCCUUGCCUCCAGAUUGGUGCAAUAAAUGUCGCAGAACAUGCCAGCAAACUAGCUUCUCAUGAGAGGCACGGUCUACCCAAGGCAUCUUCCAGCCAACAAGAGGCAGCUCCGAGCAGUUCUGCAGACUCUCGGGGCGCUGGUGCGGGGGCGUCUGCCUCGGAAGCCUAUGAGAGGAGUAAGGAUGUGAUGUGUGGGAUCUGCAUGGACAAGGUGUAUGAGAAGCCAGCCCCAGAGGAUCGCCGCUUCGGAAUCCUGCCCAACUGCAGCCACCCCUUCUGUUUGGGCUGCAUUGUCACCUGGAGGAAAACCAAGGACUUCCAGGACGACGUCAUCAAGUCGUGCCCUCAGUGCAGAGUGAAGUCAACUUUCUACAUUCCAAACAAAUACUGGGUUAGUGACCCUGCCCAGAAGCACACCCUGGUUGCCAAAUUUAAAGAAAGGACCAGCAAAAUAAAGUGCAAGUUUUACAUGCGGCAUGGAUGCUGUCCCUUCAAAUCGGAGUGCAUCUAUCUGCACGAGUUGCCUCAAGGGCACAGACACCUGAGAAGGAGGCGAUCGGCAGCUUUACCCCGUCGCCGCAGCUCCACAGAAGACUCUGACAGUGAGGGUUUCCACAUCAUGCAGUAUGCGGUCGCCCUGGCCUUGCUGCACGACAACGGCGACGUGCCGGACGACCACUUCAGCCACCGCCACUUCUUCGAGAUCUUCCUGGACGACUCCUUUUUCGACUCGGACUGAUUCCCAGGGGUGGGGGGGUGGGGGGGGUGAUGUCUUGCCAGACGGCAGGAUGGUUCACCCUGUUGCCCAUCGCAAAGAGGCCUGACUGCCUCAAACCACUGUGCUUGUAACAGGAACCAGUUUGGUACAGUACAGUCUUCUAUAUACAUGUUUUAAGUCUGUCAAACUUCUGCAGGGAUCUGGAGUGUUCACUUUCUUUGUCUUAAGCCUUGCUGGUUCCUCUACGUUUCAUAUUCCAGGACCAUUGCUUUCCCAGAGUGGGAAACCAGUUAUGAAUAGAUUUAAUCAGGAGGGGGUUAGUUUUGAAUGACCCAUACUCUUGCAAAGUGUAGCCUUGGCUGAUUUUUCCUUUAUUCUUGCUCCUACUAUUGUAAGAAGCGGCAACCAGUUUCCAAAUUCCGUUUCUUGCCUCCUCUUGGCAUGGUCUCGCCUGUCUUUUUUUUUUUUUAUUCUGUUUCUUUUACUUGGUUAUACUUCAGGGUGUUGACUGUAGAUCCAGGCAGAUUUCUUUCCUGGUAUAUAAUCACCUUCCAGAUUCCAGCACAGGGAGCGGUGUUGUACUAGGAAGCUUCAGCAGUGUCUAAAACAUCUGUUCAAAUGCAGGUCUACAAGCAAAGCAACAGAAGAUGGAGGUGAAAUGAACUUCACUCCUGGAGCGGUCCCGUGUUCCUGGCUUCAGUUUUAAUUGGCAUUAUCCCUCUGGGGGUGUUUUUAAUUUUUUUUGCAAGCACAGUUUGCGUUUCUACGGUUGUGUUGCACCAGCAAGUAAAGUUUUGAUCUUGUGAUCUGCAGCCAUGUGGGCUCCUGGCCUCUAUUUGGGUCAUAUGCAAUACAUUCAAGGACAGUUAGUCGUAAUAUCCUCCCAUUCGUUUCAGCCAGCAUUGUCUAGAAAGUUCAGCUGUUGGGUGUUUUCUCUAAGGGCUGGCGAGGGAGAAUAUGCUAAUGCCUUCUACAAUAGGCACAAAUGAAGUCACAUUUGCUGCUACACACCAGCGUGUUCAAGAGUACUGUUGCCAAAUAGUUUUGUCUUGCACUGUUUAAAUAUCUUUGCACCCUGGUAACCUGCAUUCACAUUUAUAGAAUAUGGAUUUCGCACUUGAUUCCAGUGCUGACACUUAAUUGUGUGUAUGUUAUAUAUAUUAGUAUGUUUUUUUUUUUAUACCCUGGCUAUAUAGUCAUUUUGAGUUUGAAAGAAUGCUUUUUGUAGCUCUUGGAUGGGAGAUUUUGUUUUUGUUAAACAUGAACAUAUAUAUGAGGUCUAAUGCAUUGCAGAUGCUUAACAGUAUUGUUUUGACAGCUAGAGAAUGGUCUUGUUGACUUGCCCAAUGCUGGUGGUGGUCCUGUCCACUGUUCUGAUAUAUAUUUUUUAAUACCCCUCUCUGUAUUAAGCAGUGUUCUUAAAGCAGGCAUUUUUUAAAAGAGGAUGUGUCUGAUGUUCAAUGCAGUGCUGUAAUGUCAGGCUUACUGUACAGACCAGGGGGUAUUGGUGUGUGUAAUACUAGAUGCAUUUUAUAUAUUCCUCGCAUGUGAA